Molecule: messenger RNA, 615 nt
Organism: Torulaspora globosa
Lineage: Eukaryota; Fungi; Ascomycota; Saccharomycetes; Saccharomycetales; Saccharomycetaceae
Gene: VPR1
Product: Vpr1p
Exons: 1
Coding region: 1-615 (204 amino acids)
Source: RefSeq, a predicted model, not a curated record
AUGAGAAAAAGAGGGUUCACCAUAUAUUCGGAUAAUAGCGGUAAUGGCGUAGUUUCAAAGAAAGCACCGUUGGGAACAUUGGCGACUGCUUGGGCGGCUCCCGCCACAAGGAAACCCUUGAUGGCAACAGACGUGAAUGUCUCAUCAAUAUUUUGCAAUGAUUCAAAGAAAGUGCUCUCUAAAGAUGCUGUGAAAGUGAAUGGUAAAAGUGAUGGUUCCAUUACCUCGAUGCAAUCGGUCCUGGAGACCGCCAAAACUGUGCCGUCGUACGAAGCGACGCGAUGUGCAGGUGUUACGAGAGUAGUUGCACGUGACUCAUCAAGCGAUUUACAGCGAGCAGUGGCUAGCGGCGUAGCGAGACUCAAUAGUCGGCUUCGAGUGUCUGGGAACGUUGGGUUUGAUCAAUUGGUCGAAUUCCAGGAGUUGAUGAUGUUGUCGGCGCACGAGUUGCUUGUUGUGGUCGACGAGUCUCGCUCGCUGGUGCUCCACAGUAAGAGCGCGCUGAGCGCGCAGCGAGUGGAUCGCUUUGCGUCGAUGAAGUUGGCUUUAAAUUCACAAUGCUAUUAUGUACUUUACAAUGACGUGUAUUGGUAUAUGCGAUGGAAGUUUUUUUAG